AUGUCACUACACAUGAUUACAGUGAGUAAUAACACAGCCUUAAUUCAACCAGGCUUCUCACUACUGAAUUUUGAUGGGCAAGUGUUCUUCUUUGGCCAGAAAGGCUGGCCCAAGAGGUCCUGCCCCACUGGAGUUUUCCAUUUUGAUGUAAAAAAUGACCAUCUCAAACUGAAGCCUGCAGUUUUCUCUAAGGAUUCCUGCUACCUUCCUCCUCUUCGCUACCCAGCUAUCUGCACACUCAAAGGAGGCUCAGAGUCUGAAAAGCAACAAUACAUUAUCCACGGAGGGAAAACACCAAACAAUGAGCUUUCAGAUAAGAUGUAUGUUAUGUCUAUUGUGAGCAAGAACAACAAAAAAGUUACUUUUCGCUGCACUGAGAAAGACUUGGUAGGAGAUGUUCCUGAAGCCAGAUAUGGUCACUCCAUGAAUGUGGUAUAUAGUCGAGGGAAGAGCAUGGGUGUUGUCUUUGGAGGGCGGUCAUACAUAUCUUCUGCCCAGAGAACCACCGAAAAGUGGAAUACUGUAACAGACUGCCUGCCCCAAGUUUUCUUGGUGGAUUUUGAAUUUGGGUGCUCUACAGCAUACGUUCUUCCAGAACUUCAGGACGGGCUCGCUUUUCAUGUCUCCAUUGCCAGAAAUGAUACGGUUUAUAUUUUAGGAGGACAUUCACUUGCCAAUAACAUCCGCUCUGCCAACCUGUACAGCAUAAGGGUUGAUCUCCCCUUGGGUAGUCCAGCUGUGAAUUGCACAGUUUUGCAGGGAGGAAUCGCUUUCUCUAGUGCAAUCGUGACUCAAACAAAUAAUGAUGAGUUUAUCAUUGUGGGUGGCUAUCAGAUUGACAAUCAAAAAAGAAUGGUCUGCAAUGUAGUCUCUUUUGAGGACAACAAAAUAAAGAUUCGUGAGAUGGAGAGCCCAGAUUGGACCCCAGAUAUUAAGCACAGCAAGAUAUGGUUUGGAAGCAACAUGGGCAAUGGAAAUAUUUUCCUUGGCAUACCAGGAGACAAUAAACAAGCUGUUUCAGAAACAUACUAUUUCUACAUGUUGAAAUGUGCUGGAGACAAUGUGAACGAAGAUCAGAAAAUGCUCCCCAAUAGUCAGACAUCAACAGAAGACCCAGGCGACUCAACACCAUUCGAAGACUCAGAAGAAUUUUGUUUCAGUGCAGAAGCAAAUAGUUUCCAUGGUGAUGACGACAUUGACACCUAUAAUGAAGAUGAUGAGGAAGAUGAGUCUGUAACUGGCUACUGGAUCAAAUGCUGCUCUACUUGUGAUAUGAAUGUCAACACUUGGGUACCAUUUUAUUCAACUGAGCUAAAUAAGCCUGCCAUGAUCUAUUGCUCUCAUGGAGAUGGGCACUGGGUCCAUGCCCAGUGCAUGGAUCUGGCAGAACGCACACUCAUCCAGCUGUCACAAGGAAGCGACAAGUAUUACUGCAAUGAGCAUGUGAAGAUAGCAAGAGCACUGCAAACCCCAAAACAAGCUCUUCCCUUAAAAAAGCCUCCACUGAAAUCCCUCCACAAGAAGCGUUCUGGGAAAGUUCUUACUCCUGCCAAGAAGUCCUUUCUUAGAAGGUUGUUUGAAUAGUUUCACAAAAACCUUCCAGAUUCAAGUGCAUCAAGUUUUUAAACCAAUUAUAAAGAA
This is a messenger RNA of Pipistrellus kuhlii (Kuhl's pipistrelle), 1641 nucleotides long. RefSeq names its product recombination activating 2 (gene RAG2). Gene Ontology annotation, molecular function: protein binding; sequence-specific DNA binding. Bases 1 to 1584 code for a protein of 527 amino acids. NCBI's taxonomy places the organism in Eukaryota, Metazoa, Chordata, Mammalia, Chiroptera, Vespertilionidae. Gene Ontology annotation, biological process: V(D)J recombination. Gene Ontology annotation, cellular component: nucleus; DNA recombinase complex. The transcript has a single exon. The record is from RefSeq and is a predicted model, not a curated record.